This is a messenger RNA of Amoebophrya sp. A120, 1533 nucleotides long. The record is from the annotation of a GenBank genome assembly. NCBI's taxonomy places the organism in Eukaryota, Dinophyceae, Syndiniales, Amoebophryaceae.
AUGGCUGACGCGAAUCCGCAGCAGGGCAUCACCAAGCUCUGGCGAAUCCGCCGGACUGUUGGCGAGAUGCUCCACGACCGGGGGUAUGUAGUUUCCGCGGCUUUUCGGAACGAGUCUCGCGCGGACUUCCAGCAGGCGUGGGAGCAGGCACAAGCGGACGGGGUCGGCCGGGAGCGAUUCGUCAUCCUCUGCUCCCACAAGGACAACACGGACGACAAAAUCUUAGUGUACUUCUACUUGCUACUUCUAGAUGGGAUAGGUUCAUCAAUACCUUCGCGGGGGUCAUGCCCUCUCGUUCCUCUCUGGUCCUCUAUGGACGACUUUCAUCAAUGUUGUACGGCGCCAAAACUACCGGUUUCCUCGUUGCACGCAUGAUGAACUGGUGUUUUUCCAGCAGCGUCCGCGGUUGCACUUGCUGACAAAGAAGAAGAAAUAAACAGAAAAAACUUUGCAAAAAGAAAUAAUUCCACAAACAGGUACUUCCCGGAUGACAGCAAGCGCGUGGGUGUAAAACCAAUACGCAUCCUGGCUGAGAAGAUGACGGAGAACGAUAUUAGUCACGCAAUUUUGGUCGUGCGGCAGAGCCUCACACCAUUCGCGAAGUCAGCCAUUGCCGAGACGUUGUCAAGGAUGCGCAUCGAGGUGUUCCACGAGAACGAGCUGGUCAUCAACAUCACAAAGCACGAACUGGUACCGACGCACGUGCCGUUAACUGCCGAGGAAAAGAGAUAUCUGCUUGAAAGGUAACAACUACUACGCGGGACGAUGCAGUUCUUUAGUUUGUUUUGAUGGAAAUUCAUCAACUUGGUGCCGCACUGAGAUUGGUAAAAAUCAUGCGUUCAACAUUUUGGUACACCAGCGGACGGCCAUAACUCUAAAAAUCAAAAACUAUCUACCCAUUAUUCAUGCAAACAGGUACCAACUGAAGCCAUCACAACUUCCGCGUAUCCAGAUGAAUGACCCCAUCGCACGAUAUUUUGGUUUGGAAAAGGAAAAGGUGGUGAAGGUCAUCCGGCCCAGUGAAACUGCUGGAAGAUAUGUCACCUACCGUCUGGUAGUGUGAUAACCUCUACUCCCAUACUGGUGGACCAGCGACGGCGUAUUAGUGGCUGCAGGAGCUACGACCAAGCAAGAACAGCGAGCGAGCGAAGCCUUGCACGAACAGGAAGCAUACUGCGGAGUUUGAUGCUGCACUCAAGUGGAGUUGUAUAGCGGUGACGCUACAAAUACAGCUGAGUGGGUGUUGGAAGAUGUUUCUUGCAUCGGGCAAAUAAGACGAACCGUCACCGCGCGAUGAUUGUUGUCAGGAUAGAUCUUCUGGUCGCUGCAUUUUUUGCUACAAGCGCAGCUGUGCGCCGCCACUACCUCCUACCUGACGCGAAUUAUAUGACAGGCUACUAUGCGCAUGUUUGUAUAAUGCUGGGUUCGCAUGUUUUCAUUGUUCCGCUGGUUCUCGAGAUGAAAAUAAAGAUGAUUUGUUUUUCCCGCCACAGCUUACAGCCCACUGGGGUGUAGUCAUGAUGUUCAAUCGAU